AUGUUUUAUGAAAAUUUAAUUCCUUAUUAUUCACCGUACGAAGAAGAAAAAUUUCUUCGUCAAAUGGAUACAUUAAAUCAACAACAACAAAAUUCCUUUUAUUGUAAUAAUAAAAGAAAAGACUGUUCAUCAUCGUCAUCAUCUUUAUUAAAUCCGUCUAUGUUAAAUAAAUCACCAACUUCUUCGUCGUCUUUUUUCCCGACAUUAACAAAUAAACCUAUAUCGAAGAAAGUUAUGCAUUCAACAGAUGCUUUAUCUUUUUGUCAUACAAUCUAUAUAACAAUUAAAAAACGUCGAAAUACACCAUCUUGUUCAUCAUCAUCACCAUCACUUAAUUAUACUCAUCAAUCACCUGAAGAUUCUCAGCUUCUUUUAUUACCCGACAUCUGUUGUAUUAUACCAACGACUUCAAAUACCCCGUCAAAUAAUACUCUUCUUAGUCCUACUAGUCCUGAAUCAGGCAGUUCUAUAAUAAAAUCGACGAAUUUUACAGGUUCAGUACCAACAAGUCGAGCUGAAAUUCGUCAUAAAAGUGAAAUUGAAAUUGAAGUUAAACAUGAAAAACAACGACAAACAAAUGCUAAUAAUAAUACUAAUAAUAAUAAUAACAUCUCACCAAUAUCAACAUCAUCAUAUCCAUCAGUUCCACGACCAACAACAUUAAUAAAUAAACGAGUACCAACAAUACUUGCUGAUGAACAAUCCGGAUCACAACCAUAUCAAAACAAUACAAAACGUCGUAUAUUAACAAAUUCAAUUCAAACUCAAACACCACCAUUGCAAUUAAAUCAACAUGAUCAUCAUGUACAACAACAACAACUUAAAGCUCUGACAGAUGAAUCAUUAUCAAAAAAUGAAAAGAUCCAAGCUAUUCUACGCGAACUCACUGAUUAAGAAGAACACAGUAACGACGAAAAGAAACUCUUAUCUCUUUUACAAGAAUCUCAUGAAGAACGUGAUGAGUUAUUAAGUCAACAGCGACAAACACAUGAACGUAUACAAAAAUUAGAAGAACAGUUAAAACAUUACGAAAGUGAAGCAGCGAAAAUGCGUGAUAAUGUCUUAUGUUCAAAAAUAAAACUUGAAAAAAAAUCUGAUGAAAAUGAACGUUUAACAAAUGAUUUCAGUGAAAUGAAAAAAUCAUAUGAACGUCUUGAACAAGAGAAUCAAAAACUAAAAUUACAAGUCGAUCAUGAACGAAAAAAGGCUGAAGAAUCUACAAAAUCAAAAGCUUUAUCCGAUAUUGAAUUACAAAAUAUUCAAGAAAAGCUACGUGCACAACGUUAUGAACAUGAAACAAAAAUUGCAACAUUAGAUGAAACAUUAAAAUAUUCACAAAAACAAUAUCAAACAUUACAACAAAAUUAUCGUACAAUUGAAGAUAAACAUGAAAAAGAAAUUCAUAGUUUAAAAGAACAUAUUAAUGAAUUAGAAAUCAAAAUUGAAGAAGUUAUUAAAGAUAAAGCAUUAGCAUCAAUACGUUGUGGAGAAUUAAUUGAAGAAAAUCGUAAAUUAGAAAAAGCUUUAAUUGAUAAAGAAGAUGAUUAUGAAGAAAAAAUAGCUGAAUAUAGAGAAAAAAAUUCUUUAUUAUCAGCACAAAUUGAAGAUGUCGAAAAAAAAUUAGCUGACACAAAAAAACAACUUGAAUUAGUUACUAUUGAAAAAGAUGAAACUUUAGCUGAUAUGUUAAUUGCUGUACGAGUUGCAAGUGAAAUGCGACAUGAUGCCGAAGAUCGAUUAAGUAAAGCUACAGAUGAUCUUAAACGUGUUACAGAACAUAUUGAACAAGAAAAAGCAAUUAAUAAAGAAGUUCAACGAAGACAGAUGCAAUUACCACCAACAAGCCGAAAUAAUAAUGGGUUUUCUGACUUUGGUCAUAUAAGAAUUAAAGAAAUGAUCCGAACAUUAGAAGCUAAUUCACGAAAUAACUCCUUAAAUAAUCAUAUUGAAUCUCCAAUUCGUCAACGACCUUUAUCACAACCAUGUACACGUACAGAAACCAAUGCUAUAUUAACAAAUACUCAUCAUCGGCAAUUUGGUACAACAACCGAUGAUGCUAAACUUUUAUCAACAACAGGAAAACAUGAUUCUCCAUCAUCGUCAUCUUGUAUAAAUACUAGUCAUCGAUCAGAUAUUUCCAUUCGAUCGAUUACAAAUGAACAAUAUGAUGAAAUGAAAUCAAUAGUCGAAGCUGUUUUUGCACGAAUGCCAGGAAGUGUUUGUAAACGUGAUGCUUUAUUAAAAUGGUGUGGUGAAAAAUUAGCUAAUUAUGGAAUAUCAAUAACAAAUUUUUCAAAUUCAUGGACAGAUGGUAUUGCAUUUUGUUCAUUAUUACAUUCUUAUUUACCUGAUCGUAUUGAUCUUGAUAUAAUUAAAAAUGAAGCAAAAAAAAAACGUUUUGAAAUUGCUUUUAAUGUUGCAAGUAGUGUUGGAAUUGUAUCAAUAUUGGAUGUUGAAGAAAUGUGUUCAUCUGAAUGGCCUGAUUGGGAACGUGUAAUGUAUUAUGUUGCAUUGAUAUUUCGUCAUUUUGAAGGAUUAACAUCAAGUCAACCAAUAUCACCAUCGAUGCCAAUACCACAAGCAACGUCAUCACCUCUGUCAUCAUCUAACUCUUCACCAACGUUUUCAAGUUCAUCAUCAUCAUCAUCUUCGUCAUUAUGUGCAUCACUUCGAACAUCAAAUUCAAUUCCAACAACACUUUGUUCAGCAUUACAGACUGUAUAA
Messenger RNA from Rotaria sp. Silwood2, 2724 nucleotides. The record is from the annotation of a GenBank genome assembly. Lineage: Eukaryota; Metazoa; Rotifera; Eurotatoria; Philodinida; Philodinidae.